CGCCGGGGACCGGAAGUUAGCGUCUCCCGGGUGAAGCGGCUUUGGCUGCGAGGCAGGCUUGGUACAGGUUUCAUCCCCCUGCAGCCAUGGGACGAAGGAAGUCUAAAAGGAAGCCGCCCCCCAAGAAGAAGAUGACAGGCACCCUGGAGACCCAGUUUACGUGCCCCUUCUGCAACCACGAGAAGUCCUGUGAUGUGAAAAUGGACCGUGCCCGCAACACUGGAGUUAUCUCCUGCACCGUGUGCCUAGAGGAGUUCCAGACACCCAUUACGUAUCUGUCAGAACCAGUGGAUGUGUACAGCGAUUGGAUAGAUGCCUGUGAGGCAGCCAAUCAGUAGCAGGAACAAGGACCUGCCCCUCAACAGUCCCCAACUUGGGUGCCAGUCCAGAGACAUUCCAGGGUGUAGGUCCAGAGCUGUGACAGUCCUCCCUCUGUGUAUGGAGUAGACGUGUGUGUGGCUGUAACAGUGGCCCUGGCUGCUUGUAGCUAGCGUGGAGGUGAGGGGUCGCUGGGUCUCACCAUGCUGCCCAGGGUGGCCUCAAACUUCAGAACCUUAUGUCUCAAAUGGCUCCGAAAGCCUUCGAGUUGCACCCUUCUUCAGCUCCCGGCCCUGCCCCCAAGCUUUAUGUUCCUGGCUCCUCUGGUGAGCGUUUCUCGACAUCCCAGGCAAGGAGUAGCUGUGGGACCUCCAGUCUCCUAAGCCACCUCACCAGCUCCUUGCCCUCGGGGAACUAACUGGACUUCCUGUCCUUCCCACCUCCUUGUGCUUGUGACCUGGGAUUCAAGGCUGCUGACCAACCAGAUCCCUUGGCCGGGCUUUGCCGGGUGCCCAUUUUCCUCUUCGAUUGCUUUUGUAGAAAAGGUAGGGGCUGGUUCAGUGACAGCUGUCACUCACAAACCUGAUAAUAAAGCAGCCAGUGCAGAUACCC
Messenger RNA from Microtus ochrogaster (prairie vole), 930 nucleotides. RefSeq names its product elongation factor 1 (gene Elof1). Gene Ontology annotation, biological process: transcription elongation by RNA polymerase II. Gene Ontology annotation, cellular component: transcription elongation factor complex. Gene Ontology annotation, molecular function: RNA polymerase II complex binding. Lineage: Eukaryota; Metazoa; Chordata; Mammalia; Rodentia; Cricetidae. The record is from RefSeq and is a predicted model, not a curated record.